Penicillium argentinense is the source of this 894-nucleotide messenger RNA. Its product is annotated as oxygenase MpaB family protein. NCBI's taxonomy places the organism in Eukaryota, Fungi, Ascomycota, Eurotiomycetes, Eurotiales, Aspergillaceae. The transcript has a single exon. Gene Ontology annotation, molecular function: oxidoreductase activity. Bases 1 to 894 code for a protein of 297 amino acids. The record is from RefSeq and is a predicted model, not a curated record.
AUGUCCUCCACCUCGUCUCCCCCGUCUCCCUUGGACGAAAAGGCCGACGCCAGCGUGGGCCCCAGUGAGGCCACCACCAGCGAUGCCGGCCGUCUGCACGCCCUCGAGCAGCUGGAGAUCCUGCCCCAGAUGCUGCAGGAGGGCAUUCUCUUCGCCGGCUCUGGUGCCGCGUUGCUGCUCCAGGCGGCCCUGCCUGCGAUCCGUGAGGUUGAAAACACCAACACCAACCCGGAGGCGCUGGCGACCGAACUGCUCGACGCCCUGCAGGCCAACCUGAGCUACAUUUCCAAUUUGGUCUUCGGCACACGUGCGGAGCGCAAGAUCCUGCUCGACCUGCUGCAUCGCGGCGAGGCCCCUGGCCUGGGCGGCGGACGCAACAACCGCUUCGCCCACCAUCCGCCCCUGCAGAAGUGGAUGGCGGCCACGCUGUACGCCACCGCAACCGACUUCUACCAGCGUGUCUACGGCCGGGUCGACUACCAAACCGCCCAGCGCGCCUACAGCGAGUUUGGCCUGCUGAUGAACUGCCUGGGGAUCCCUCCCGGUACCUGGCCCGAGACCCGCCAGGCCUUCUGGUCGUACUGGGAUGACCAGGUCGGCAAGUUGACCGUCUCAUCCGACGCGGCUCAGUUCGCAAAGGAUCUGCGAGAGAGCACCGAUAUGCCCAAAUGGGUGCAGAACUUGAAACCCUUCCUGCGGGCUGUCACCAUUGAGAUGCUGCCGCCGAACCUGCGUGACUCGUACGGGCUGCGGUCCACCGCCAGCACCCGCACCCUGUACCGGACCUGGAUGGGCUUUUCGGUCGCAGUAUACCCGGCCAUGCCUAACAAGUGGCGCGGGUACCCGCUGAGUUACUAUAAGGAUAAGUUGCGCGAUAAACUGAAUGUUGUUUGA